CAAGGAAAAGAAGAAAAAAACCUCCAAACAGAGAAACAGAGAAAUUUCGUGCUGUCACGACAACAUUAGACAACGAAGUGCACGUUGUGGUUGGUUCUCUGUAUAUUCAGUCCCCUUAGCUUCAAAUAAUAGUAACAAACUCUCCCUUGGAAUAUAAUCCAAUAGAGACUUGUAUUAUUAAUCUCCUUCUUAAUACUCCACUUCUCUCCUCUUUUUUCUCUUCCAUAUUCCAUACUAAUUCUCUUUUGUUCAUUGAAAACACAAUCUUCUUAAUCUUGUUUGCAUUGUUAUUAUCAUUAUUAUACAGAUGAGGACGUUGUGCCCAAAUUUGGAUAAUGAAGAUGGGCUUGAAACUGUUCUUGAAGUUCCUAUUCCAGAAGAAAUGUUUGUGAAUGCUCAUAAGCAUAAGUCAUGGCAAAACAUGAAAUCUUGGAUCAAAAAUCAUAGUCCUCAUGAUAAAUCAAUUAUUCAUGCUGAUUCAGUUAUUGGUGGAAGAAAUGCUGAGAUUCAACUAUUGCUUGGUGUUGUUGCAACUCCUUUGAUUCCUCAUCCUAUUCAAUGCAACCACUCUGUCCAAACGAUUAAUGACCAUCCCAUUGAGGCUUCAAUGGCUAAAUACAUAGUGCAACAAUACAUAGCAGCCGCGGGAGGAGAACAUGCUCUGAAUUCAAUUAAUAGUAUGUACGCGAUGGGGAAGGUGAAGAUGUUGGCGUCUGAAUUUAUUGAAGGAGAUGGUCUCGGAGUGAACAAUGGCAAAGUUAUGAAGAUCAAGAGCGCGAAAAAUGGCGCUGGAGAAAUGGGAGGAUUCGUGUUGUGGCAGAAACGACCUGAUCUUUGGAGCAUAGAGAUAGUGGUUUCAGGAUGUAAAAUCAGUGCUGGAAGUGAUGGUAAGGUGUCUUGGAAGCAAACUCCGUGGCAUCACUCUCAUGCAUCUCGUGGCCCUGCUAGGCCUCUUCGUCGUUCCUUACAGGGUCUUGAUCCAAGGUCUACUGCUGAUAUGUUCUCCAAUUCAACUUGCAUUGGCGAAAAAAAUAUAAAUUCUGAAGACUGCUUUGUACUAAAGUUUGAAGCAGAGCCCUCAACUCUAAAGGCAAGAAGCAGUAGCAAUGUUGAAAUUAUGAGGCAUACUAUUUGGGGCUAUUUCAGCCAAAGAACAGGACUUUUAGUCCAACUUGAAGACACACAUCUUCUAAGACUAAAAUCCCCAAAAAACGACGUCUUUUGGGAAACAACAAUGGAAUCAUCAAUCCAAGAUUAUCGAACAAUCGAUGGUGUUAACAUUGCACAUGCUGGAAAAACAUGUGUUUCUUUAUUCAGAUUCGGCGAAAACUCGGAAGGACACACCAGGACUAGGAUGGAAGAGGUUUGGACAAUUGAAGAAUUUGAUUUUAACAUAAAGGGACUAUCUAUGGACUGUUUUUUACCACCUAGUGACUUGAAGAAAGAAGAUGAUCAAGCUUGUGGGGGUGUUAUAAAUCAUGAUAUAACCAAGAAUUCAAGGUUUGUUUCCAAGAUUCUUGCCAAUAGUCCUAAAUCAAUAACUGCUAUGAAAGGAGCAGCCAAAAUUGUGGCUAUUGAUGAAGAUUCAGAAGACUUGUCAAUUUUAUAGUAAUACAAAUAUUCUGUGAUCAUUUUUGUACAUAGAGAAUCACAGGAUAUAUGUUGUGUAUAAAGUUUUCAUAUAUACAUACAUACACAUCUCAGUAACUCUGUUGAAGGUUUGGUUUGACAGUGAAUUACCAGGGUCGCAUAAUUGUUUAAUAUCCUUUGAUAAUGUAAAGAAUUUUUAUGCUAUAAUGCUAUUUUACUUGCA
Messenger RNA from Lycium ferocissimum, 1813 nucleotides. RefSeq lists its product as uncharacterized. The coding region runs from base 308 to 1609 and encodes 433 amino acids. The record is from RefSeq and is a predicted model, not a curated record. The transcript is spliced from 3 exons. Lineage: Eukaryota; Viridiplantae; Streptophyta; Magnoliopsida; Solanales; Solanaceae.